UAGCUGCACUUGGAAUAAGAGCAGCUGUCUGUCUCAUUCCCUUGCCCUCUGAACUCUCUCUCUCUCCUAACCCUGCUGCUUUCUCACCCUCCCUGCCUUCUCUCUCAAUUUCACAUUCCUACAAACUUUCCCCCCCCCCCCAGUCCGCAUUCAAACCAUUUGUAUUCUAAGAACCCCGCUUGACAUCAACCUCUGUCUAGAGUCGCUGCUCUAGUGCUAGCAAUGUCUGAUAAAAAAGAGGGUAAGGCUCCCGGCAAGCUCCCGGGGAGGAAAAAAACGGAGAGGAAGGCAGACAAGGCCCCAGAGAAGGAGAAGGUAGAGAAGAAGGUGGAGAGGAAGAUGGAGAAGGACCCAGAUAAGGCUGCGGAGAAAGUUCCAACAGAGAAGGCCACAGAAAACACUCCAGAAGCCUCUGAGGGGACAGUGGGGAACGGGGCCCCCAGAGAGGGGGCGGUUGCCAGUGGGGGUGACGAGGAGUUCGUGGUGGAACCCAUGGAGCUGCCUCCCUUCGAGAUCAUUGUAGGAGAGAAGAUCAACCCCUUUUUCUUCAAGUUCCAGUUCAAGAACGUGGAGUACUCAUCAGGCCGGAAUAAGACCUUCCUGUGUUUCCUGGUGGAUGCCCAGAACAGCAAUGGGGAAGGUCUGCGGGGCUACCUGGAGGACGAGCACACAGGUGCCCACGCCGAGGAGGCCUUCUUCCACCAGGUUCUCCCGCAGUAUGACCCCGCCCAGCGCUAUAUGGUCACCUGGUAUGUGUCGUCUAGCCCUUGUGCCGCCUGCGCUGCGAAGCUAGCAGAGAUCCUGAAGACUCGCAAGACACUGCGCCUCACCAUCUUCUCCUCGCGCCUCUUCAUGUGGGAGGAGCCGGAGAUCCAGGCGGGACUGAAGGCUCUGGUGGCGGCCGGCUGCAAGCUGCGCAUGAUGAAGCCCUCAGACUUCAUCUACGCCUGGGAUACUUUUGUGGAGAAUGAGGACCAGAGCUUCACCCCAUGGGAAGACUGCCAGGAGAAUUACGAGUAUUACCAAGAGAGGCUCGCUGACAUCCUACAGUGACUGUCUGAUCUUCAGAAUUGCUUCUUUCCCCUUGCAGCCUACUUCUGCUUUCAAGCCACAUUAAACCUGCACAGCAUGUCCAGCUUGUAACCUCUUCCCACACCUGGUCCGGCUCUCGUCACUUUCGCCCUAAUAUGUAUCCCACUUUAACUGUUUCCAAGCAUGCACAAAUGCCUAAACAUUAGGGUGUCGUCUUCUCAUGUAGACUCCCUGCCAAGCGAGUUGCCUUCUUUACACGCUACAGGUCCAAGGCACGACAUAGGAUGGCUGACACCACCAGCCAGGGCCUGACACUUUUCUACUUGGAAGAUAGUAUCCAUGUUGCCCUGUUGGACUCCACAUGACCUCCUGUUGAAGAAGGAUCCCAAUUCCUUUUGGCUGCUGUGGAAAUCAGUCCCAGUCAAUAACGGAUCUAACUCAGACUCAGACCGGUGUGAGCUUCAGGAAAGCGUGCCUUUAGGCUGCCUAACUCAUCAGAUAUCAUCCUACCUUUCCUGGUCUCAGACUUCUAGUUGAAUAAUUUUCACAUAAGAAUGGCAACUCCCAUUCAAAUCCCAGAAUUCUCUGCAAAUAUUCAUAAUGGACGGCCCAUUUUAGACCAUGUCUUUAGAGCUCCCCCAUGUGGCUCUGCAGUGGUACUACCUUCGGAAUCUCUGCAUUGCCAAGCUGCCACAGAAAGAAUAAACAAGUGACAAAUAAAACAGCCUGGAACAGGGAGCUAUGGGUCAGAUGGCUACAACUAGACACCAACCCUCAGGAAAACGACCUCAAUGUGUCAUUCUGCUUGUCAGAAGACCUUUAUCUUUCAGCAUUGUGACUGUGUUUAUUUUUUUUAGCUGAAAAUUCGGCCCAUAUUCAAUUAUUUUUACAUUGUUUAAGGUCUCCAAUACUAGGAUUCAUCAUAUUCUGGAAAAGCCAAAGAUGUAUUCAUUACAAACCAGUUAUAGUUUUUACAUGUUAUUCUUAAACAUGGGUAAUAUUUACAUAUGUACAAUCAAAUGUAAAUAUAUUAGCAAAAAAACCUCAAACAGCUUCCUUUAAUUCAGGGAAAUUGUCUUCCAGUUUAAAGACAUACUUGCCUGUUCUCGAUUCAUUAUAUUUAAAGCAGACAGUGGUGAGAAAAUGUUCAUAGACAUAGCAAAGUUCAAUGUUAUGCGUUGCUUGUUAAGGACGUCUUUGGUUAUUAUUACUACGCAGGCCAGAACACAUUUUAGGAGCCAUUUAUGGAGGAAUCCAGUUCAUUCCAAACAGUCCACUCAGUUGUUUGCAAUUCUUGUGUAAGUAGGAUGAAGCAUAAGAACUGGCUGAAUUUCCCAAACGUGCAAAAUUAUAUUUCAGUUUCUUGGGCAUCUAAUCUUACUUUACUCCUCAUAUGGGCUUUUAUACACGAGAUGGAGACCUUUGCUUGUGCAUAGAAACUAAGCAUCUCUCUGGGGUUAGAUACGCUUUGAGUCACACAAAGGGCACCUGUACAUUGACGGUAUUACCUACAUAUACCGACAGCUGCCAAAAGUAAUCGGUGUACUGCAGAUCCUGGAUGUAUCUACACGUGCCUACAAGAAACAUCUCCCUCCCAACGGGUGGUCUGUUUGCUGACUAUUAAGCAUUUCAUAUUUAGGUAUAAAUGUGCACAGCACACAUACCAGGCUAUCGUAGCCCCAGUCAUUGCAUAUCCCUAGGCAAAAAAAAAAAAAACUAGUUUCCAUAUGGAUUCCAUCAUAAAAGGUUUGUCUUACCUUAUGUUCAACAAAAACAGAAAACCAAGUUUUGCAGCAAGAAAGGAAUCAUUUUCCACUUAAAUUGUUUAAGAUAAUAAAUGCAGUUUAUUAUAUA
This is a messenger RNA of Brienomyrus brachyistius, 2886 nucleotides long. Its product is annotated as C->U-editing enzyme APOBEC-2-like. NCBI's taxonomy places the organism in Eukaryota, Metazoa, Chordata, Actinopteri, Osteoglossiformes, Mormyridae. The transcript is spliced from 3 exons. The record is from RefSeq and is a predicted model, not a curated record. Gene Ontology annotation, molecular function: cytidine deaminase activity; RNA binding. Gene Ontology annotation, cellular component: cytoplasm; nucleus. Bases 223 to 1053 code for a protein of 276 amino acids. Gene Ontology annotation, biological process: cytidine to uridine editing.